Molecule: messenger RNA, 1082 nt
Organism: Toxorhynchites rutilus septentrionalis
Lineage: Eukaryota; Metazoa; Arthropoda; Insecta; Diptera; Culicidae
Gene: Ubc7
Product: ubiquitin-conjugating enzyme E2 G2
Exons: 6
Coding region: 128-631 (167 amino acids)
Cellular component (GO): cytosol; endoplasmic reticulum
Source: RefSeq, a predicted model, not a curated record
AAUACAGUCACAACAAAUUUGACAUAAUGAAAUAGAGGCAACAUCAAUAUCUCGAACAACGAAAAUCUCCAAAUUAUAUGUCGAAACGUAGGAAUUUUAUCAAAAGUUUUGAAUAUAUAGUUCCACAAUGGCUGGGUCUGCAUUAAGAAGACUAAUGGCAGAAUAUCGUCAACUUACCCUUAAUCCACCGGAGGGUAUCAUAGCAGGACCCGUGAGCGAGGAGAAUUUCUUUGAAUGGGAAGCUCUUAUUACAGGUCCUGAAGGGACAUGCUUCGAGGGAGGUGUAUUUACAGCCAAACUUGUUUUCCCCCCAGACUACCCGUUGAGUCCGCCGAAGAUGCGGUUCACUUGUGAGAUGUUCCAUCCCAACAUUUUUGCUGAUGGAAGAGUAUGCAUUUCAAUUCUCCAUGCUCCUGGUGAUGACCCGCUCGGCUAUGAACUUUCAGCAGAACGUUGGAGUCCGGUGCAGAGCGUGGAAAAGAUUUUGUUGAGCGUAGUUAGCAUGCUAGCUGAACCAAAUGAUGAAUCUGGAGCAAAUGUCGAUGCAGCUAUAAUGUGGCGGGAAAACAGAGACGAAUUCAAUAAAAUAGCGAAACGUAUUGUUAGAAAAACUUUAGGCCUACCUUCAUAAAGUAUAAAUAGUAUUUUUUUUCUCGGGUUUAUUCCCGUUUCCACUUCACGGUGUAAACGAAAUGAGCGGCACGCCAUUGAAAUACGUGUUACGAGUUAGUGAAGCGUCAAAGAUAAUAAUGGGUUUCCAGACAGAAUGAACACCUUUCAAAUCGAAAUUAUGAAUGAAAAUUAACUUCUCCGUAUCAAAUUAAUGUUCAAUGUGAAUGGAAAACUUUGUUUUCUUCAUGUGGUAAAAUAAUCUCUUACGAAAGUUGUAUCUGAAGAUAAUUUUAUAUUAUAAUGAUAAGUUUUAGUGGAAAACUAAUUUCGUAUCCAGAUGUCGACACCGUACCGUUGUCAUCGCGUAUACACUUCAUUUCUUUUUCACCGUGAAGUGUAAACGGGAAUAAAGCCGUAUUUCUCUCGUUAUACUUAUUAUCAAAAUUAUUUAACAGUAGUAACUAGGACAA